AUGGCUCAAGCUGCAGCACCUGCCGCCAACGCGGCUGCCUCGAAUGCUGUUGUAGCAUUUACUGAAUACCCGAAGUAUAAGAUUCUUGUGCCAGGGCAUUUCUCGCCCGAUGACUCUGAAAUACUCAGGGAUCUGCAGGAGCAGGCCAUACAGGCUGGUGCUGUGUCGGGAGUGAGAAAAGACACAAUGGUCAACAUGGCAGCAUGGACGAACGAAGCCUCGGCAAGACCCUGUAUACACAUCAACUUUUGCCCUAUCUCAAGAGGCAAAUUUGAUUACCUAGCAUUCAGUCCCCUGUCUCUAGUAGAGGAAUGUGGUUUUGUUAUUGCAGGCGUGUGUGUUACGUCUAUAAGGCAAAUUUCGCAGUUACGCCAAGACUCGAAGCUACCUAAAAUCCCUAACACACUGGAUGACGAAAUCAAUGAGAUCCUAAGAAGGCUCGAGUCGAGAUUUGAGUGUAACCGCGUUCACCAAGAUCAUGAAGACACCUUAGAUUGCUCACUCAGCACUACAUCAGGCACUUACUUGCCUCACACGUCGAAACCUACAACGGAAGCGAGAGAAGAGAGUCCCGGGGCGAUAUCGCAACGUCGGCGACGAAAUAAUGAGUGGGAUAGUUACGCAGCUGAAGCUCCUGAGCCGAAGCGCGCGCACACUGCACCGACCUCCAGACCCAGCUCUGAGUCCGCCCUUAAACAAUCGACAAUCACCCCUUCCUCGAUACCAACCGCUGUACCAAAUCUAUGGGCGGAUCUCGGCUUGGGGGUCAAAUCUUCGGCGGAUGCGUAG
Messenger RNA from Pyrenophora tritici-repentis Pt-1C-BFP, 789 nucleotides. RefSeq lists its product as uncharacterized. The record is from RefSeq and is a predicted model, not a curated record. NCBI's taxonomy places the organism in Eukaryota, Fungi, Ascomycota, Dothideomycetes, Pleosporales, Pleosporaceae.